This is a messenger RNA of Corticium candelabrum, 921 nucleotides long. Its product is annotated as putative protein-lysine deacylase ABHD14B. Bases 49 to 876 code for a protein of 275 amino acids. Gene Ontology annotation, cellular component: cytoplasm. The record is from RefSeq and is a predicted model, not a curated record. Lineage: Eukaryota; Metazoa; Porifera; Homoscleromorpha; Homosclerophorida; Plakinidae. The transcript has a single exon.
UAAAAAGUGUUAUCAUCACGAGAAAGUGGCGUUAGAGCCAUCCAAUCGAUGAAUGUCGGCGGCGUCCGUGUAAUUCUAAUUGCGGCGGUCUUGCUACUUUUUCUAAUCGUAUACUUCGUCUUCGGACGAUCUUCUCGCGACAGAUCAGUGAGCAUGUCUGCAGGAGAGAUCGAACCACUACAAGUCGACUCUAAGCACGAGACUCCUGUACCUGCAUCUUGCAGUACCGAUGCCGUCAGUGCUGCAUUCACCGUCAAAACGAGCGAAGUGAGCAAACCGGAAUGGUCAGGAUCAGGCUCCAUGUUCUACAGACGAGCCACGCCCACUGACAUCAUAGAGAAAGUUUUGCCGGUUGUCGUUUUGUUACACGGAGCUGCGUUCUCGUCUAAGACUUGGCUUGAUCUGGGCACUCUUGAAAUGUUGUCCUGUAAUGGAUACGAAUCGUUUGCAUUCGAUCUUCCCAGUAAGGGACAAUCCGAGGGACUAACUGGUGUCGAUGCCGAUGGGCUUGUUCGUUAUCUGAGAGACAAAUUUCAAUGGAAAUAUUUUGUGAUUAUAUCGCCGUCGAUGAGUGGACGAUACUCGUUACCUUUUGUGACGUCUGGUGACACUCGUGGGUUGGUCGGAUUUGUUCCUGUUGCACCUGGUGGGGUGGCGUCGUUCAAAUCGAAGAUGCCGUCGGUUGAUGUGAAGACGCUCUAUGUUCGGGGAGAGAAUGAUAAGAGUUUGGGCGUGACAGCGUGGUCUGUAUUACGGGAGAUCAAAGGAGCUGCAGAUUACGUGAUGAAGGGUGCGGGGCAUGCUUGUUAUAUGGACAAUCCGGAUGAGUUUCAUAAGGUUCUCUUGAAAUUCUUGGAACAAAUAGUUUUAUCUUAGAAACUAGAGUGUUGAAUGGUGACAAGCAAUGAGCUGCAGUUGCAA